This is a messenger RNA of Arabidopsis lyrata subsp. lyrata, 1087 nucleotides long. RefSeq lists its product as uncharacterized. NCBI's taxonomy places the organism in Eukaryota, Viridiplantae, Streptophyta, Magnoliopsida, Brassicales, Brassicaceae. Bases 319 to 741 code for a protein of 140 amino acids. The transcript has 3 exons. The record is from RefSeq and is a predicted model, not a curated record.
GAACCCACGGAAGACUCGAGCGGCGAUGAGGUUGAAGAGAGCAGCGAUAAUGAAUACGUUGACUCUGAAGAACCCGUGGAUGAAGCUUUGGCCUUCGCUCUUGCGAUCCUUGCAAAACGUGAGACCGAUCCGGCGGAGGAAAUAGAAGAGAGCGACUAUGAGGUUGAUGAAAGCGGCGAUGAAGAAGAAGAGAGUGACUCUGAAUUCUCUUACUCUGGAGAAACACUCAUCAUAAAGCCCAAGUGGUGGGUCGAACCUGAAUGGGAUUUGGACAGCUUCGAUGGUCUCGAGUACGAUUCCUCCGAAGAGGAAGAUGAAAUGUCCAAUGAAGAGGAUGAACAAAAGUGGCGCCGCUUUAAACGCCAGCUCACCGAGAGCAAGGGGUUUUACGUGGAGCCGGAGCUUAUGCCAAUGUACAACUACUCACGAUUCAAACCAGUCGAAGAUUUGGAACGUUCUGCAGGUUGCGGCCAAACCUACCGCGAGUUUUUUGCAGAGAUGGCUUGUCUCUGUCUCAAAACAUUCAACCAAUACAAGCGGUUGAAUGUGGAGUUUGUGGAAGUGUUGAGAGGUGCAUUUACAGCAGGAUCCAAAUCAAAGGUGUACAUUUCAUUCAUGGCUAAGGAGAAACCUGAUGGGCCUCUUGUCGAGUACCAAUGUAAGGUUUGUUGUACGGUUGUUCGAAACGUGAACUAUCCCAUCCUCUGUAGACCAGCUCAUAAAACGGGUGAAGAACAAUAAUGGGUUUGGUAACUAAAAACCCACUUGUUCCAGCUACUGUGUGUGUCUGUGUGAGAUAGAACUCUACUCAUGUUAUAUACAUUAUCUCUCUCUUUAUUUGUGUGUUUCUCAAGCAACUGUAUGGUCUUCAAGUUAUGUCGCUUAUGCAACAUAUUUAAGACCUGUUUUUGUAUAUCUUGUCGAAUUUACUAUUUGACUAUCUCAUUAAUAAAACCACCGCCAGAUACUUCUGUAAUUUGUAAAGGAUUUAUCAAAUAUCUUUGUAAGACAUUUAGGGUUUUCACUUUUCUUAUUACAAUAUUAACCCAACUAGAUUUUAAUUCAUGGUACAUCGCGGGAUGAUUUA